CAGCAAGGCCUGUAACCCUUCAGAGCCUCCAUCCUUUUUCACCAUCUGAUCAAACUGGGAUGUGUUCUCUUGGACGGCUCCUGAUCCUGGGCAGGAGCAGCCUGUACUCGGUGCUGCACAAACACAGCAGAAAAGAAACUCCCUUUGCACAAGAACGCCCUUCAGCGCCUGCCAGCAGCAAUCAACUGCUGGUGUGGUUAUUUUCCUCCUUUGCCUUUGAUAAGCUUGGAGCCUGCGAAAGCUGUGUUUCUUAUUCAUUGCCAGGAAGACUCAAGAGGAUUUCACAGAGGAGUCAAUAGCUGGAAAACUCCCCUGGGCAGCCCAUAGCUGGUAUGGAGCCACUCACCCAAAGGUGGCCUUGGGACUGACUUGACAUCAUCAUCAUCAUCAUCAUCAUCGUUACUAUUGCUGCUGCUAUUAAUUUAUUGGCAUUGUUUGCAAACCCGUUGAUUUCCACACUCCAUAAUUGUUGCUGUUCCUUACUUGUCCUUUUUUUUGGCUGAGCAGCUGUUACUUCUGCUCUAUGACAAGGUACUGUAACUGGAAAUGUUAAAACUGGAGAACAGCCAGUAAGAGUGUACAAUGAAUUUUGCUCCAUUUUCUCUGGUGAAAAAGAAACAUACUACCCUGCCUUCUGACUGACUUCAGACUAACACAGCUAACUACCUCUGUCCGCUUCUGGCCAGAAGCUAUUAAGUGUAUUCAUAGACCAGGCAGCCAUGGCUGCAGAAGAUCCCAUAGAAAGCCUCCAAAGAGAAGCAUCUUGUUCCAUCUGUCUGGAUUAUUUCAGUGACCCGGUGUCCAUCGAUUGUGGGCACAACUUCUGCCGAGACUGCAUUACCCGCUGCUCAGGGAAAUCAGAAAGAAAAUUCUCCUGCCCUCAAUGCAGAGGAACUGCCCAGAAGAGAAUGAUCAGGCCCAACAGGGAGCUGGCAAAUGUUGCAGAAAUUGCCAAGCGGCUCAGGUUACAGGGAGGAAAAUCAGCAGGAGUGGAAAUGAUGUGUGAGAAGCACCAGGAGGCUCUGAAACUCUUCUGUCAGGAGGACCAAACCCCCAUCUGUUUGAUCUGCAGGGAGUCCAGGAUUCACCGAUCUCACGCUGUGGCCCCCAUAGAGGAAGCUGCCCAGGAAUACAAGGAACAAAUCCAGAUCCAACUACAGAUUCUGAAGGAAAAGAGACUAAAGCUGUUGGGAUUAAAAGCUACCAGAGAGAUGAAAAGCCAGCAUUAUCUGGAACAGACAAAAACGGUUAGAAGGAAGAUUGCAUCUGAAUUUCAGCGACUGCACCAGUUUCUGCAGCAACAAGAACAGCUCCUGCUGGCCCAGCUAGGAGAGCUGGAGAAGGAGGUGGUGAAGACACAGACUGAAAAUGUCACCAUACUCUCUAAGGAGAUCUCCUAUCUCAGUGAUCUGAUCAGUGAGAUGGAGGGGAAGUACCAGCAGCCAGUGGAUGAAUUCCUGCAGGGCAUCAGAAGCACCUUGAAUAGGUGUGAAAGCAGGGAUUUUGAGAAGCUGAUGGAAACAUUCCCUGAAGUGGAAAAAAAACUCAACAAUUUUUCUCAAAAAAAUAUUGUUCUGAAGUCAGCUCUACAGCAAUUCAAAGACAAUCUGUUGGCUGAACUGAAGGUGGAAUGGGUGAAUGUGAAGCUGGAUCCAGACACAGCAAAUCGCCACCUUGUUCUUUCUGAGGAUCAGAAAAGUGUGAGAUGGGAAGAAACAGAGCAGGAUUUGCCCAACAAUCCGGAGAGAUUUGAUACAUAUUGCUCCAUACUGGGCUGUGAGGGAUUCACAUCAGGAAGACAUUACUGGGAAGUGCAUAUGGGCCCUACAGGAUACUGGGCUGUGGGGGUUGCCAGAGAGUCUGCAUGGAGAAAAGGAUGGAUCAGCCUUGACCCCUGCCAAGGCAUAUGGGCUGUGGGGCUCUGUGGAGAGCAGUACCGGGCUUUCACCUCUGUUGAAACCUCGCUGCCUUUGAAUGGAAGGCCCAAAAUAAUCCGGGUGUCUCUGGACUAUGAAGGGGGACAUGUGGCUUUUUUUGAUGUUCAUGAAGAGGUCCUAAGCUUCACUUUCCCUCCAGCCUCCUUCAAUGGAGAAAGAAUCCUCCCUUUCUUCUGGGUCUGGGAAUCCCAGCUCAUGCUGUGCCCCUGAGAUACGGGUUAUAUCUCAAUGUAGACCAUGAAAUGAAAUCUAGAGAAGUCUCUGACAUCUCCAUUUCCAUGACUGCAGAAGUUAGAGUAUCAAAACAAGGAAGAAGGAAGUGGAGCAAAUGGUAUUGCCUAGUCUGUGUGGCAUUAUCAUCCAUCUGUGGUUUUGAAGAACUAGAGAUGUCUGGGGGAUCAGGAAACUAGUGAUUCUGUGACAUGGUCUCUAGAUUCUCCAGCCUUAGUUGUACAUUCCUCAAAAGCUGAGAUAGGUUUGACAUGGAGUAUUUCACUUGGCCUAAGCUUGAAUCCCAUAAUUAAGCAGCCCCUGGGGCAUAGAUUUUGAUGUUCAAUUUGUAUCAUUAUACUUUGUCCAGCUGCCAAUAGAUACAUUUAUUGGUUGUAGAAGUUUUCAGUAGAGGAAGUUGCAAGUUUUGCCUACUGAGUAGGCACAUUGAGGAUCUUGACCCAUGCGAAGGGAGUAGGGAACAGUUUGAGCUACAUGCAAUACCACAACUUUUCUGCUAAAACAAUCACCAGUCAAAGAACUAGUGAUGCUGACCAUGCAGUUGCCAUAUUUAGAUUUCAGAGUUAAAAUUCACUGAGCUCAGUGAUACGAUCUGUGUUUCUCAGAGCUAGUGUGUGGGUGGAUAAAGCAGAAACAGGAGAGGCAAGCCUACACAUUUGGAGAACAUUUUCUGGAAUUUUACAGUGUUAUUUUUUUAGCAAUUUUUUGUACACUCCAGAAAAAGAUUUAAUUAAAGAAUCUUAUUCACUGUAAA
This is a messenger RNA of Alligator mississippiensis (American alligator), 2922 nucleotides long. Its product is annotated as zinc finger protein RFP. The coding region runs from base 720 to 2147 and encodes 475 amino acids. The transcript has 8 exons. Gene Ontology annotation, molecular function: zinc ion binding; protein binding. NCBI's taxonomy places the organism in Eukaryota, Metazoa, Chordata, Crocodylia, Alligatoridae. The record is from RefSeq and is a predicted model, not a curated record.